Molecule: messenger RNA, 1812 nt
Organism: Sinocyclocheilus rhinocerous
Lineage: Eukaryota; Metazoa; Chordata; Actinopteri; Cypriniformes; Cyprinidae
Product: monocarboxylate transporter 6-like
Exons: 4
Coding region: 210-1652 (480 amino acids)
Biological process (GO): transmembrane transport; monocarboxylic acid transport
Cellular component (GO): basolateral plasma membrane
Molecular function (GO): monocarboxylic acid transmembrane transporter activity
Source: RefSeq, a predicted model, not a curated record
UGGAGACAGGUGCACGAAAUAUCAAGCGUAUAAACGAAUAAAAAAAUCAUUUUCGGUUGUUUGAGAAUGUUACUCGCAACGCGUUACGGGCCGUGCGGAUUACUGGUGCUUUUCAGGACCUGAUUGUGCGCGUGAUGCUGUCAGUGAACGUUGGCUUAUUAAGAACAGUCACGGAACAGAAAAGAAAGGCACUUGAGUGAGCAGACAUAAUGACAGAGGGUGUGGAGAUUCAUCAGGCCCGGGCAAACAGCGCUGAUGCUGCCACAACUGCUGUAAUGCAGAGCAGGACGUCCUCUCUGCAGGCCGUAGAAACAGAUCCUGGGUCUGAGGAGCCAGACCAACAUGAAGAAGAAUCCUCCAGUUUUCCAGAGGUGCAGCAUCAUUCCACUGGAGGAGCGGAGGACAGCGGCGGUGGCUCGGUGGCACCUGAUGGUGGCUGGGGCUGGGUGGUCGUUGCAGCUACUGUUCUGGUCUUAGCGAUGACUCUGGCUUUCCCUUCUUGCAUUGGGAUAUUUUACACAGACUUGCAGAAUGACUUCCAAGCCAGCAACACUGAAAUGUCAUGGGUGCCAGCCAUCAUGAUAGCAGUGCUCCAUGCAGGCGGCCCCAUAUGUAGUGUUCUCGUGGAGUGCCUCGGUUGCCGUGGAACAAUAAUUAUUGGCGGGAUCCUGAGCGGACUGGGAAUGGCAGCCAGCUCAUUUGCACAGACAUUAGUAGAGCUGUAUAUCACUGCUGGAAUUAUCACAGGAAUGGGAUUCUCUUUGUCUUUCCAGCCGUCGAUUACCAUGGUGGGUCACUACUUUGUGCGGCGCAGGGCAUUCGCCAACGCCUUGUCUUCCACUGGCACCGCACUCGGGCUGAGCACCCUGCCAUUGCUAGCCAACUAUCUGCUGAGCAGCUUUGGUUGGCGGGGCAGCUUUCUGGUGCUGGGAGGGGUUCUGCUCAACUGCUGCGUUUGUGGGGUCGUAAUGCGCCCCCUUGGGGCCAAACCAAAGAUGGAAGCCAGAACCGGACAGAUGAACAAUCGCCAACUCAAAACCAAUUGCCUUCCCAUUUCUCAGGAACGAGAGGGUCUGAAAGGCCGUCUACAGGCCACUCUCUCCACCAUCAUAUCUUUCCUGCGCAGGCACAUGGCUUUCGACCUGCUGUGCAGUAACCCGUACUUCUGUGCCUAUGCUCUUGGGGUGUCCUGGAUGAUGCUGGGCUUCGUGGUGCCCCUAGUUUACCUGGUUCCCUAUGCCACCGCUUUUGGUAUGGAUCAAGACCGAGCCGCUCUACUGAUGGCCAUCCUCGGGUUGAUCAACAUCACAGUUCGGCCCGCGACAGCGCUGGUUUUCGGGCUGCCUCGCUUCCGUGGAAGCCAUAACUUUGCCUACCUGUUUGCCACGGCGGUGCUGAUCAACGGAUUAAGCAACUGCAUCUGUGGGAUGGCGACCAGUUUCCCAGUACUGUUGGCAUAUGUUAUAGUGUUUGGGUUUUCCAUGAGUCUCAUCGGCUCCUUGUUGUUCACCGUACUGAUGGACACGGUCGAGAUGAGCCGCUUCCCAUCCGCCCUGGGCCUCAUCAGCAUUAUGGAGAGCAUCAUGCUGCUGCUUGGCCCGCCGUUAGCAGGUGAUGUAAUGCAUUUUUCUUACAGUUUGCUUAUGCUUUAGCACUACAUUAGUGGGUUAAAACGGCAUGCCUGCUUGUAUUUGUCAAGGCCAAAAAAUGCCACCUUCAUGUGACUUUGUUUUUUGUAAGUACAUACACUGUGUUCUUUUCCAUACAACAACGAAGUGGCUCUCACGCUCCAAAACAAACAAACAAACAAAA